AUGCUGCACGAGCUUCUGCUAGCGCUGGUUGGCUACACGGGCGACUUUGUGAUCGAUGUGAGGGAGCAACGGAAGGCAUUCGGUCUUGCGGAUACCCAAAUCUCGGACGGCUCGCCAGCUUUCAAGCUUGCCCCUGAUAUCUCCUUCCUCCAGCCGUCAGAGAGGUGACAGCAUCUCUGAACUGUCUUCCCGAGACUAACUGCCAAAAACGUGUUGCACAGUGUUUUAGAAAUAGCGGAGAUGUGCUGUCAUUUAUUGUGAGCUCGUCGACUCUGUGAUUUUGUGUUGUUUUAACGUUUGAUGAGAUUUAUACUUCGGUUUUUGUGCGCAGGAGUGUCAUCGAAAGUCUUCUUCCUCUGGGCUUCUAUUAUAGGGAGCUCGACCACUUUGCCGCGUCGUCCCGCAACUUGAGCUCCAUAGUUGACAAACAGGGCGAUCCUCUGAGGAAUCAUUGUUCAGAAUCCGCGAAGGGGAGAACAACAAACCCCAGUACCUACCGCAGGGCCGUGGCUAAUGGAAUUGUCGAGAUCUUGUCAGUGUAUAGAUCUGCGGUUCUACAAGUCGAGCAGAGACUUCUGGCAGACCCCGAUCCCAUUCUGGCAACUGUGACUCAGGGCCUGAACAAGGUGCAUUUCUUGUAUAUUUUGGUUGGUGUUCCUUGUAACUACUAUGCGAUCUUGCAAGAUAUUUUAUUUAACGCCACCUGUCAAAAGUUAUAAUGACUAGCUAGUUACAUCACUUCAUAUGAGGACUUUGUCAUGCAUAGGGUAUCUCUUGUGCCUUUGUUCUCCGUUCAUAUGUUCGAAACGCUGAGGAUCAGGUUAAAAUACGCAGAAAGUGCAACAGAAAUGCUGGUAGGAAUGAACUUGGCACACCUCUGGAUAUCUACUGAAUAAAACUCCUAGCUCGAGAAGGGCAUGCAAAGGGAUAGGAUACUCAUGCUUACUGCUUCCCCAACUUUUUUUCUGUCCAGAAAAAAUAAUGGUAUUCUCCUGUUUCAUAACAUGUAUUUGAUAUUGAUCUAAACUUCCAAGAUUCAUUUUCAUGCACCUACAGAUUUCAAGCUUAAAAAUAUUUUACUUUGAAUAAGAUGCUCCCUCAGAGUGCCGUUUUUCCGUAUUUUCAGUUAUGUAUUUGGGGAAAUGGUAGAGUUAGUGUUUCUACCUAAAUGUUCUCUUGAAAAUUGAAAUGAAACACAACCGAUAAAAACCCAGUGGUUAUGCGAUUUAACUCAUCAAAGAAGGCCUGUUGUUUGUUUGUUAUUCUUAGUCAUCAAGUUCCAGUUUUUGCUUUCACUUUUAGUCCUGUUUGCAGUUCUGUCUGAUUCCUUCCAAGCAGUUAGGAAUUUGGUCAUCCUGUGUCAUGAUCUGUGCAAGGAUCAACCCAGUUGGUCACCAAUUGUUGUGAUUCGGUCAAUGGAUGACAAUGGAUGGUGAUUACUCUCUUUAGAAUCGACCUAAUCAAAUGCAAAUGGCAAGACUUAGCAAUUAACUAUAAAAUUUGUAUAUAAUACUUUCAAUUCAAGAGCACUUUUUAAGAACAUUUAUUUCUAUUUUAAUGUUAAGCUAUGCCCUAAUCCCCACUUGCAUGCCAGAAAGAAGAGAAAAAUAUUUUGGAUAUAUCACUCUAAAGUAGCUAUGUCUAAGUUAUCUAAAAUUCCUUUUUCAUUUUUUCCAGACUUUAUUUUUCUUUAAAUAAGCUUGAGAGCAGUAUUGUAUAUUGUAUUUCAAUGUUGAUUGUUGCCACAGAAUACCAGGGAAAAAUACCAUUCUUCUCCUCUAUGUGUAUUUGGUUACUUUCUUAUGCUUGGUCAACAUUAUGUAUAUCACUGGUUAUUGUUAUGCCUCAGUUCUAUGUGCUUUUGCCUCCUCUGCAUGAGCUCAUUCUGGAGAUCGAACGUGAUGAUAUUAGAGGUGGGCAACUUCUCAAUCUUCUGCACAAACGAUGCCACUGUGGUGUGCCUGAAUUGCAAUCCUGCAUUCAAAGGUAUUUUUUCUGGUUUUAUCUACCAACUGCAGCUUUUAUUUUAUAAUCAUUGUCCUUAUUGUGAAUGUAUGUGGCUGCUGUCUCGGUUACACGAAAUCAAAUCUCUUGGGUAUGAAAGGCUAUUCUGGAUGACAUUUUACUUGAUAUGAACUGCUUUUUAGCAAUGACCUGGCGAACACUGGUUUUGUUUCAGGAGAGGGCUGCCUUUUGGUGCCAAAAAUCUAUGAUGGAUGCUAACUGGUAGUGUAUAAGUCUUCCAAUUAUAAAAAUAGUAGAUAAAUGCAGGCAAAUGCAGGCAAAUGCAGGUAAAUGCAUUGGAUAGCUUAUUGGUAGUCUUGAUAAGAAAACUCUAGGAGAGGAAAACUAUAAAAAUUAGCCCAACAGGUUGUACACUUUGUGUGGAAAUAAUGAAGCCAUGAAUCAAAGGCUUACAGUUAAGGUUCCUUUUAGGGUUUCACCGUAAGAUCCGAUAUACAUAUGCUCUGUUAAUGCCUUCUUGUCAAAUGUAACUUUCAAGUCUCUUCAAUGUUUUGUCUUCUUCCUUUGAUGCUUAUUAAAAUGAAUUCCAUAGUGAGUGAAAUGGAAAAUUUUCACUUUCUAUUUUUGCGAAUAAUACACAGGUCAGAGUGUUGAAACGUUCAGGACUUCCAAGCUGUAUUUAAUUUCGUGUAACCAAAUUCAAAAACUUGCCCCCUACCCCCCAAUUCCACUUGCGAUCUUAAUCACAGUAGAGCAGCUGUUUGAAGCAUCACAAUCACAUGGAUAAGUAUAUAUAUCUAUAUAUAUAUAUAUAACAUUAUAUAUAUCGCAAGUAUGAUUUUAGCUGCUGUGUGAAUUUUUUUGGUACCAGUGAUGCCUAGAUUUCCACUUCUGAUUGUGUGACAAUCAUUUCGAAAUGAAUAAAGCUUUUAUUGUCGUCUUGAACUAUCAGCUGCUGUUCUAGCAAUAAAAAAACUCUGCAAUUCUUAUAUUUAGCAUAUUCUCUUAAUUUUUUUUUAUGGUUGAAGAGUAACUAUUACAGUUUCCUGGAUGACAAUCCGCGUUAAUUCAUAGCUCUUGUUGGAAAGUGACUGGAAACCAAUUUUUUUUUGUUUUUAUGACGUGUAAAGCAUAGGCUCCUCUGGCAUGGGCAUCAAGUGCUAUACCAUCAACUAACUUCGUGGCUGAUUUAUGGCAUUCUUGAAGAUCAGUAUGGGGAGUUUUUUAUCACCAGGUACUUUUGUUAGCGAGUCAGAUCGUUGGAAGUUAUUGUCUCUAAUUAUAACUUUUUUGGCUUCUUAUUCGAAUAAGCCCUCUUGUUUUAAAUGCAAAAUUCUCAAAUUGUAAGAGAAGAUAUCUAAAUUCUUAAUGCUUAAAAAUGAUUCAUUACUAGUUUUACUUUUUUCUCCUUAACUAAGUUUAUGCUUCAAGUUUCGUUCUACUAUGUUACACAGUUGUGAGAACUGAUCAUUGAAAUUGGAUGAUGGAAAGAAGUGCUUUUCAAUGCAUUAAAGAUAAGCAUGUGAAAAUUCUGCUGUAAAAUGGAAAUGCGUUUAUGUUGUCCAUAUUCUAAUGGUUAAAUCUAUAAUAUCUUCAUCUGUUGCUAGAAAACAUGGCAGGAGCAUGUGUUUCCAAGUGAAGAACUCAUAAAACCGUUUCAUCUGCUGUGCUUAGGAUAUUGAUGCUUGAAAAAUGUGUGGCAGAAAGUCUCGACCUUUGAUUAUUUAUCCUGAUGCUAAUUUUCUGCUCUGGUAAUUUUGAGAUAGAACCAUUUUUAUUUAAAAAGAAAAAAGAAAAGCAAAACUUGAAAGAACCUAUGACUUCAUGUGUACUGCAUUACACAUCUAUUGAGAGGAUUCAAGAUUGUAUGGACAUACAAGAAAGAGAUGACCCCGUUCCAUCCCUUGUUUAGUUUGCUUGUAGAUCCAACAGGGUGUUUGUCUAGUGUCAGAGCUAAUCUCUAUAUAAUUGUGCUCUGGCAUUUGGCAGGCAUAUGCCCAUAAGGUUUAUCCCCCACAUUGUAAGAACUUAUAUGUUGCUACAGCUUUUGUCAUAUUCUUUCUUUUUCAUUUUCUUAAACUUUUGCAUAAAUAGGAGGAGAGUAGGCAUUUUCUCGACAUUAAUAUAAUGUUUGGAAAUUGUAUGUCAGACAAAUCCAUCCUUCAUUGUGUGAAAUUCCAAUAAGUGGUCCAUUGUUGUCCUGAUGAACUGAACACUUGUCAGUUGAAAAGUUUGAUGGUGUUCUAACUAUCAAACCAUGCAUAGGGGGUGAGGAACAUAUACAAACCCCAUCAAUUGGUAUGGAAAGAAUCUUUGGUGUUGUCUUACUUGAUGGUCUGUGGAUGAAGAGGUUAGACUAAAUGUAUAGGAUGCUGAUGCAAAUGCGGGUUUAUGUGAGAUACCCAUGGCAGAGGUAUUUCAUGCAAUGGUACGUUCUCCUGUCGUGUGAAUGUACUCAGGAGCCAAGACAUACUAAUAGGUAAGAAGUGAGUUGACUUCGUCAUCAUCCUAACAAUCACUAAGAAAAUGUGAAUUCCUGUUUGCUGUUGGGGAAUCGCCACAGCAUAUAAGGUGGCACGCUCUCAAUUCUCUACCCUUGGAUUGGAAAUGGUCGUAGGAAUCUAGUUGAUCUCUAAGGCUUAGUCUCCCUUAUUGACAAAGUAAGCAUAUCACCAUGAAGUCACCAAAAUCUUUGUUCAUUCUUGAACAGUCCUAUGAUGGGUGGAAAAUGUCUUAUUAAUUUAGUGCUGACUAAAAUUUGUGUACGUGCUAGAAAGACAACACAAUGGGGACUAAAUUUUGUUAACGGUUCAGUUGAGUUCUAUACAUGUUCCAAUCUGCAAGCAUCCCCUUGAAUAUUUCACUGGGUAUUGGCUUUCCUGAGGUGGGAACUAAGCUUCUUCCGACUAGGUUUUUCAAGGUAUCAACAUAAUCUUUCAAAUCUUUCUUGGCGAUUAUAACUUGUAUAAACCAUUUAUUGAAAUGAAAUAUAGCUCUACUUUUUUUGGUCUUUAAUAGUCUUAUAAUCAGUAAACAUUAUAAAAAGUCCCUCUUCUAAUGGCUGCUUUUUCAGAAUUUUCAAUUUUCUUUUCGAAAAAAAACUAAUUACAAGUUUGGAGGUCUUAAACCCUAGAAGUUAGGUGUUGACGCUUUCGUCUACCAACUGUAUUUAUGUUGCAACACAUUCAAGGAGCUUUAUACUCGAAGUCCAUUUGCCAAUGUUUUUCAUUCUCUAGUUUAGAUCUAUAACUUUUUGACUUGUUCCUAGGGUGUUGACACAUAGUAACAAAGACUCAACCCUGCAUAAAAGGCUCAUUAUUUUUUCUGUGCCAUCUCUUCUGUAAAUGCUUAUCUUCUGGGUGUUGACCUGUUUUCUCAUUUCGUGUACAUGUCAACACAUUUAUACCAUCAAUAGUCUUUGGAGGUGUUGACACAUUUUGUAACUCUAUAUUUUGUUAAUUUUGAAUGUAAAACACUUUAUGACGUAUAUGAACAAGUUUAUGUUUGACUCAUCGAUGAGGAUUAUAAAGUUAUGAUAUGAUUUCAAACCCAUCAUUCUCUUUUAUAUAUGAUUUAUUAGGUUUUGAUCAUGCCAACAACAAUCAAACUUUAGUAGAACUUUUAAACACUGAACAUUUAGUUCGCAAAUCCUACUUUAGGGUUUCGUGCAGCUUGGUAUAACUUAGAUGGAGCCGAGGCCUAUCUGAGGAGCCAAGGUCUAUCUUUGGGACUUUACUGCUUUGCAUGCUUCAUUAUUCUACUAUGAUCCUUGAAACCUUGAAAUGGCACAUCAAUCGUCUUCUUGAGCAGAGUCUUCAUUCUUGGACCAGCAUCUUCACGGGAAAAGUCUUCUGUCUGAUUGCAUUAAUGACAAUACAAUGGUAGGAUAGCUCGAAGUUAAAAAUGUUUGGCGUACAGGCCGUCAUAUUUGAGGUUUAGGUUAGACUAAAAGACUAUUCCUCAAAUGUUUAUUUUGAGGGAGUUAAUCUGGGUAUUGGCAUGUUGAAAGUUGUACUAAGAGUCAUCAAAUUCUUAUUGAUAGCCAUUACAUUGUUCAGACUGUCUGAGGAGGCUUUAUCAGGAGUAGAAGUGCUGAAAAGACCGAGAAGCUUAGCUAAAUCCUUGCCAUUAUCUAGGAAUCUCCUUUCCUGUGGAUUCUGGAGAACCUAACUUACUGUUUAUCACAUAUACGCUGAAGCUUAAUUUUCUGGUUGAAGAAAGAUCGUGGAAUUCAUUUGGUUGACCUCUUUUUUACUGGAAUCGGUUUAGUUUCCAUAUUGUACCUUAAGAACAAGUGAAAUUCCUAGAUGGAGCAGAUCACUAACUAUCCAUAAAGAGAUAGUUUUAUAAUGUUAUUUUUAUAAAACUAACUGGACUUUCAAUUUUGUCUGGCAGACAAGAAGAUGGGGAUGGCCCAGAGAAUGAAUCAUCUAACACAGACAAGGUUAGAAGGUUGCCUCAGAAAACAUCUGGUGAUGCAUCUCUUAGCGAUUGGAACUUGGGCUUCCAUGUAUCUUUGGUAGGUGCCAUCACUAUUUUCUUCAUUGUUGCCUAAUUAAUAUCUAGGUUCCUAAUGUACCCAUGUUGUGGUUUUUACAUAACUUCUUCUUGAUAAUUGAGGCAGUUUCCACUAGAGUGCUUGUUCAUUUUAUGCCCCUUAUAUGAAGUUAGAGUCCGGAUUGACAUAAAAUGGACAGGUUUGGUCACUAAUAUAAAUUGUGUUGGACCCAAACACUCCCAGAGUUAAUUUGGUUUCAAGUAAAUCCAUUAAAUACAAUGCAAUCAUGGUGAUAGGAUUUUCCUAUUAUUUUUGGCAAGUAUUUUUUUUCUCAAGAAGAAAAUAAAUCAUAAGUUAUAUCAGAAUCAUUCGAUAUUUUGGAAGCAUAUGAUGAGAUCUCUGGCCAAUGUGAAGUUCUUUUUUGAGAGUGAUGACAAUAUGAUGGGUGGCUAAUCAAGGAAGAUGCAGAGGCUUUAAUUUCUCGCAUAUGUUCAUUUUUGCAUUAGGAUUUUUUUUUUCAAAUUAGGACUUUUCAAGAACAAGCAACUAAAGUCUUUUCUUUUAAAAAAGGAGAGAAUUUUUUUUUCAAAAAUUGCAGUAGUUUCCUUCAUUCUGAUGUAUUUAUGUUCCAAUAUUGUUUGAGUCAUGUGACUUUCAGGCAGCUGGAUGAUGCUAGUUGCACUUGCUUGUGGAUUAGAAAUUAUGAAUUUUUGCCAGCAACUUUCCUGUUUAAACAUCAAGCAUCAAAAGCGCUUUUCGUUAUAACAACUACGCAUCUAUGCGUGAAUAUGUGAAUUUACAAGCAUGUGUUUAUAUGGGAAUUUACGCACAUAGGUGAAUAUGUGAAUUUACAAGUAUAUGUGAAUUUUGCCAUACCAUCACAAGGAGGGGGAUGCAACGUUUUGAGCAACUCUCACCGUUGAAGGUUAUGACGCUUUUAUCCAGUGAUUCUGGCUUUGCAAUCUACUGAUUUAAAGAUGAAUGCUUGUUUGUUUAUCGUUCUUUUUCAAGAAAGCUAUUGAACCUACAACCAAUUGUUAGACACUUAGAUCAUCCCCGAGAGUAUGUAGGCCAGCACUGUUGUUGUGUAAGUUGGGGUUUUUCGUUGAAUUUUCCCACAUCUUAUUAAUGUCCAUGUUUCUGCUUGGCGCUUGUGUCACAGUCAGCAUUACUGUGAAGAAUUACUUUCUCUCCACGAAAAUGCCCGCUUGAAAGUGAUAAAAACCUUUAUCAUCUUGGUGCGGCCAAAUGGAUUGUGUUUUGCUUCUUAUGCAAUCGAGAGAUAGUAUAUAUCCAUAUGUUUCUUCAGCCACUAUUAAUAAGAUCAAUGUUAAAUGAGCUGUCUAACUUGUUGGUUCUGGCACGAACAGGACAUGCUUCCCGAAUAUAUCCAUAUGCGUGUUGCAGAAUCAGUACUUUUUGCCGGAAAAGCAAUAAGAGUCCUUCGAAAUCCUAGUCCUUUUAAAUUUCGUGAAGCCUUGGUUCAUCAGCAGAUUCAUAAAACACCUCAUAGAUUUCAAGGCAUUUUAGGGAACUUUGAUUUACAAAAAGAAGCUUGUAUGCAGACCUUUAGUGGUGAACUUCUUCCUCAAGCUGAGUCCGACAAAAUUGAAGGCAUGCUUCAAGAACUUAAGGUUUUGAAUUUCUCUAUUACUUUUGUAUCAUUUGCAUAUCUUUGCUCUAAUGCCUCCUUUACUGGAAACACAUUUUUGAACAAUAAUUAAUUCACCAUGUUCAGGAUUUAUCAGAGUUUCACAAGCGAAUCUUUGAGUCUGUUGUAGACUCUGUUCGUACUAUUGCAGCGAAUCAUCUCUGGCAGGUAGGUGUUUACUUUGAACGUAACAUAAUUCCGAUGUUUCCAUUGAUCUAAUAAUUACUCUGUCCUCUUCACAGCUUGUGGUCAUACGUGCUGACCUUAAUGGACACCUCAAAGCUCUAAAAGAUUAUUUCCUUCUGGCAAAAGGAGAUUUCUUCCAGGUAAGUUACCAUUCUCUGUGCCUAAUAGUUCUCAUGUUGUUAUCAUCCUUGUUCCUAUAAUAAUAAAGACGACAACUAUGGUAUUAAGUUUUCUUAUUAAUAUCAUUUGUGAUGGGUUUUUCAUGAUAGUAAUUGUUACAGUACUGAUAAUAAUACUAUAGGCUUAAUUGAAGCUCUUGUGCUUGGAAAGUCAAGUAAUCAAGAUGGAUCGUGUCAAACUGGUUACAAUUUGGUGACAACUUUGGUCAUUUGGCUCUGAUUAUACAAGUCCCUGUUACUGUCUCUUUCUUCCUCUUUAAAGGCUUUACAUAUAGAUUCCCUUGAUCCCUGUAUACAUAAAAACUUGAGAAUCUUUGUCUACGUUAUGAUGGAUGAUGCAGCAACGACGUCAGUAGCUGCAACAGUGCUCUCUUAAUUCCCUAUCCAUCAUUCCAAGGCUCAACGAAGCUUGAACACUCGAAUUUCUUGUUGUCUUUUUAUUUCUUUACCCGUAUAUUCUUCUUAUUUCACAAUUUAUCACGAUUCUAUCUUGACUUAUAAAUACAGCUACAUUCAACCAUUUUCCAUGUUUUGCUCAUAUCAUACAUCUAUGGUUAUUCUCCCUUUGUUGAAGAUUGAGGUGCUUGCUUUUUGUUCUACUUAUUGAUCGGUAAAUUUUAACUCUUUUUUCGCGGUUAAAAUGGCCAUAACUGAAGAUUGAAUCCAUAAUUACCUGGAACAGUUGAAUUAACACAAUGUUCGGGCUCAUUUUCUCCCACUUGUCUUUGUGAGAAAUAUUUUGAGAGCUCAUGGAAAACGUACGCGUAGAUCCCUUUAUUUUUUAGUUUUUUUGACGAAUAUGUGCUGUUACCCACUUAAAAAGAAAUCUUAUUGUGAUUAUCUACAUUAGCUUCUCCGUUUUAUAGAUCCUCUGCGGCUCACUUACAAUGUCCUUUCAAACAUCUCUGCAGUUUCGCCCCCUUUAUGAAAUUCCUGCUGCACUGUAGCUUCUUUCUGUUUCAUUAGUUAGAAUGGGUGAUUGUCGAAGCUGCAUACUUGGUUCAAUAGAUUGAUGCUUGAUUGAUCCCUUUAGAGGGGGCUAAAUUAGGGUUCAUGUCAGAUGAAAAUGGAUGCUAAAUUUGUUAAGCUGUUCUUCAACCUCGAAAUAUAAAUUUGAGGGUAGCGCUUGUGUGCAUGAAUCUCGUAGAGGGAAUGUGGGAAAUUUGACAAAAUCAUCCGUUUCCAAAGUUUGUGACCUUCUAAAGUUGAACUGAAGUUUGUAGUUUUUAUUUUAUGUUAAAUCUUCGAGCACAACUGAAAAACGAUGGACUAUUAUGUUGAAGUAGGGCCGUAUAGAUAGUCAAGAUGGGGAGAACACAAAGCCCAUUGGAUUCAGUCCAUACAUUUAACAACAUAAUUCUGGUAGUCCGUUUUAAUGUUUGACUGUAAAAGAGUGUCUAACGUAAUCAUGCUAAAAUCCUCCAUCCUUUUCUGGUUCUCUUUUAUUUGUCUUCGUCUUGUAUUUUCUCAUUAAAUUUGAGCAUUUAUUGGCUUUAGCACUUGUGAAGUUUUUGUUCAUUUCCAUGUAUUGCUACCAUAUUUGCUAUUAUUUUCCUGCAUUAUAAUUAUUGUGACUUAACUGGUGUGUGCUUGGUGUUUUUUAGCAAAAAAAUUGUAACUAGUCAACGUAUGGGUUUUUUUCCACUUGCUCAUUGUUAGAUGAACUUGCCCUACCGUAGAUAUUUGAUACAUUGUUUAUAUGUCGGCUAAUUAUAACAUUUAAAUAUAUUGAAACAGUGUUUUCUUGAAGAGAGUCGUCAGUUGAUGCAUUUACCGCCUCGUCAGUCAACUGCUGAAGCUGAUCUAAUGGUUCCUUUUCAGUUGGUAAGAUUUAUUUGCAUCUUUAUAUAAAUACUCUAUGAUCCAAAAUAAAAGUGAGUAGGUACUGUCAGUCAGAAACCAGAAUGGUAACUCUGUGCACAUGCAAAGGUCGUUGCCAUCCCGUUUUCAAAAUGUGAUUCACAAGAUGUUUGAAUUUGACAAUCUAUUAUUUUGUGGUUAUUUCCGACCAAUCAGUGAUUUAAAAUAUCUCGUUUCCAAUAUUGACUGAACUUAAAAAUUCUUCCCUCUUCUCUUCGGUUGACAUUUUUUUUUAUACGUUUUCUAAACGUUGUAAAUCCCAGGUUAUUUAAGGUGAAAGGAAUAGACGGCAACCUGAAUGGGACUUAGCUGGGUGUGAAUCACGUAUUGAGGAGCAAUAAGAAGGCAGUAGUAGAGGAAGUAUAUGAGACAAUUAAACAGAUAAGGAUAAAUAAAACUUGAAAUUCCUAAUGCACUUGUGGCAAAUUAUGUGGCUACUCUGUGAUUAGAGUUUGUUAUCUUUGCUAAUGUGCAACAGUGAGCAAAUUUUGUCUAAUUGUGGAUGGGAUGAAUCUCCUUUUGAGAACCCUGCAUACGUAGUGCAACAUACGUUAUCCUGGUGUAUGUUCUUGGAUCUUAAAUUGGGGGCUCAUCUCGGCUCAGUUAAUGCAACCUUUUGUCAUGAUUUGAAGAGGAGAGUGGUCUAUUUGAACUGCCUGGUUGUCUUCAACCAGUUACAUGCAUCAAUGUAAUUACCCUGAGUAAGGAGUAUAGGUUGUUUAUAACAAUCGGUAACUUGGUCAUACAUAGCCUCCACAAUUUCAGAAUCACCCUGUUGAAUGGCCAAUUCUCCCCAGUCGGAAUAGGCAUGCCAAUUACUUUCCUUAGAACCGUAUUUGAGAGUUUCCUACGUCAUAUGGCUUAUCAGUCAGUUCUUUAGAUGUCGGAUCUUGAUCUACACAACUGAAUUAAAUGUCUGAUAAUUUUUCCCAUUUUUAGGGUUCACAAAAUGAAAUCAAUAAUAUAAUUUCAAAACCUAAUUUAAAUCAAUGAAUGUUGACGUAAUUGUUCCUUUCUCUAACAAUUAGAUAGCACUAACCACGUCCAAAAAAAAAAAAAAAGGUUUUUACGUCAGAAUGCAUAAUGCUUAUGAUUGUUGUAACUUUGGAUUGUUACUUCUUUUUGAUCCUCGUCAUGGAUGUAUUCAACAGAAAAACCUUUUUCGCGCCCAUCUAUUCUUUCUUCCUUGGGAGGGUAUGUCACUGUACGAACGUAGGCCUGCUGCCAUUAAUCUAGUCUGUAUUUCGCAUUACAGGCUGCUCUAAAGACGAUUGGUGAUGAAGAUAAAUACUUUUCAAGAGUGUCCAUAAGGUUUGUUAUUCUGGACUGGUUGGAUCGUUUGAUCAUUAACUAAGCCCUCUUUCAUACAGUUAUCAACAUUCUACAAUAGCAGAUGUCGUCUUAUGAAUCUUCCUUCAUUGCUCUGCUCUUCUAGGAUGCCUUCUUUUGGAAUUACUAUGGGAACAACGCUGAGGGAUUCUGAAGUAAAGUUAGGUUCUGUUUUACAAGGCACUGGUUCACCAGAGAUGUCACUUGAUGGUUGGGAUGGUGUUUCUCUUGAAUAUUCUCUCGAUUGGCCUUUGCAGUUGUUCUUUACACAGGAAGUUCUUUCUAAGUAAGUCCUGUAGCUCAUUUUUUUGUGUGAAGAUGAAUGUCCUUUUGAUAUGGUUCAAUUUUUAUAUACAAUCAUUAUUACACAGGUUCAAUUUCCUGUAGCUCAUUCUUGAUAAAAUUUCAGGUACAUCCGGGCUUUUCAAUAUUUGAUCAGACUUAAGAGAACUCAGAUGGAGCUUGAAAAAUCUUGGGCUUCAGUUAUGCAACAAGAUCACUUCGACUUUGCUAAACAUCGUAAAGAUCGAAAGAACUAUUCCAUUUCUCAACAGCGUCGACAGCAGUCUAGACCUAUGUGGCGUGUUCGGGAGCAUAUGGCUUUCUUGAUUAGAAAUCUUCAAUUUUAUAUUCAGGUCAGUGCUGUGAAUAAUAUGAUGCUUUUAUUCAUUCACGGAAGAUAAGAGCAUUUGCAUUACCAAAAUUAAAAAACACUCCACUAAACUGCCGAAAAUAACUAGUCCCCUGUAAGAAUGCAAAUCACACAUGACUAAGUUUUUUGAUCUGAUUAAUACAUAAUAUAUAUUUUUUCACCUUUCUUUGUAAAACCAGGGAAUGAAUUUUGCAUUUAUUACUAUCAGAACAUGAAGUCUAGUAAAUAAAACUAAUAAACUGCAGAAAAAGACUUAGCUAGAAAUAUAACCAGAUUUCAAUACUAGUGCUCGUGAACUCAAGCUGCUUUUUAACUACGAUGUCCAAACUCUGUUUGAGAAUGUUCUAUUGACAUGACUCAAUCUGUUUAUCAAGUUACUGAAAAGUUAUUUCCUCAAAUUUAACGUUAGCAAAGUCAUCCGGCAACUAAAAUAAUUGGCAAGUAUUUAUCUCAUUGGCUUUUGAUUGUUUGCACAUGGUUUUUAUAUGUUUUCAAUAGGAAUUUCCAUUUAUUUAAGUUGAAUUGUGCAUUUUACCUGGAUUCUUAAUUAUUACCAUGAGUCACUUUAUGAAUUCUUUUUUUGCCAUCGUUAUAAUCUAAUGUUGUAGCCUUAAGUAGAGUAUGCUUCUUUGCCUUUCUUUUGGUCUGUUGUGUUGUUUAUCCCUGCAUUGGUAUUCUGGUCCUCUCCCUGGUUCAGAAUGGUGACGUAAUUGGAAUAUUGUCAAACUUGGACCUGCUCGAUUAGUUCGUGGUUUGAAGAAAUGUACGUUUUGUAUUAUAAAAUAUAGCUGGCCUGACCCAUAACUUUUUCCUGGAAGAUGGUUCUGUUAUGAAAUAUCAGCGAAAGAUUAGAAGAUGGAAUUACAAAUAAGAAUAUGUACAACAAAUUUCCGUUGAAGAUGUGAGAGCCACAGGGUGUUAAUUGUAGUCCUGGCAUAUUUAGGUCUAAGCACGAGAGCUAUUUUGACUUAUGACCUUACAAAAGAACGCAGGCAAUUUACCAUUUAUUCGUUCUCAUGAAAGCCUGAAUUCCAUACCGUAAAAAAAAAGCAAGUCAUGAACAUUCUUCCUUUGCCACGGGGUUACUUAAGCUAGAGAUCCCCAUGUCUUCAUUCAAAAGCCUACUACCGUGUUAAAGAAAUAUACUUAACUAAUUAAUUUACGUUUUCUAAAUUUUAAGAAUGUAAUUGUUAAGAUGGGUUUUCAUCGUCAAUAGCUUGGAACUGGGUGGAACCACAAGGAUAGCCUAGAAUCUGAUCGUAGUCGAAUUUGACACUGAAGAAAAUAACUGUUUAUUUUAUUUUCUUCAAAUACGGCUUUAUCUUUUUAUACUAGACUGUUGAGCAUUAAUUUAUACUUCAUAUGUUAUUUUGAAGAAUGUAAUAACAUGGGAUUGCUAUGUAUUUUCGAUUCCUCUUCUAAUUUUAGAUGUCAUGCAUCUUCAGGUUGAUGUCAUUGAAUCUCAAUGGAAUAUUUUGCAAGCUCAUGUACAGGAUUGUCGUGAUUUCACUGAACUGGUAGACUUUCACCAAGAGUAAGUAAAUAGGUGCUUCUUUACUGUUACUGUGAACGUUCUCCAUAUUUUUUAUAGUUACUCAACACCUAAUUGAUAAAAAUCUCAGCUGCUUUUUAUGAUAUACUAUCAACCUAUUACAGACUCCUGAAAAUUUGUCAUUUGGAUGAAAUCUGAAUAUACACCUUAUUGCUUCGAAAUACUUUCUUGUCUGCCACUAGAGUUUCAUCAUUAUACUUAAGAUAAUGAAUAACGAAUAAUCAGAAUUUCAUCAAUAGGACUUUUUCUUUCGCAAAAUAAAGGCAUUUUAGUCAAUAAUCAAAUUUCCAUCAGUUAGAAGUUAUGUUCCAUCAGAUUUGAAUUUCAGGCUUCCCAAGUAGUGUACAUGGAAUGACGUUUCUAGAAUUGGCAAUUGUGCCGUUUAAUCUAAAACGGUCUAUUAAUUUUCUGAUGUCACGAAGAUCCUCUAUGACUUUCGCCUAGAUCUACAUGGGGUUCGUUGAUUGUUUAUCUUGCUGAAUAUUAUUAUGUGAAUCAAUGCUGAACCUGAAUAAUAGGGGCAACAAUCAUGAUUUCUUUUCGUGAUGAAAAUCUGAUGUUUUAAAUUCAGGAUGGACUUUGCCCCGCCCAUUGACGUCCCUAUUCUUGCUGUCCCUUAUUACAUGUGCAUGAAAUUCUUACUCUUGAAUUCCUUUUGCUUUAGCCUGUCCUACCCGACUGCAUUUGGCUAGUUUUUUCCCCUUUGUUAAUAUUUUGGAGAAAAUAAAUUUUUCUAUGGCUAAGUUUGAUGGCAGGAUUUAACUCGGAAAUUUUAUUUUCAGAUAUUUAAAUGCCUUAAUUUCUCAGUCCUUUCUGGAUAUUGGGUCCGUCUCUCGAAUAUUAGACAGCAUAAUGAAGCUUUGUAUGCGAUUCUGUUGGAAUAUUGAACAUCAAGAAAGCUGCUCAAAUUCAAGGGAGCUAGAACAAAUCAUUGAGGUAUUGUUACUGUAUACAUUUUCUCCCUGGUUCCACAUAUCAUGUAAUGCUUUCUUCGCUGUUGUGUAACUAGCCUAUGUGUGUUUCUUUUUUGUUUACGGGAGUGAUAAGGCUCACAUAAAGGAGUAAGAAAAAUGGAAGCAUCUUAUAGAAAUUUAUGCAGUCCCUUAUCUAAUCCGCGGAAGAUGUACCCUCACCUUAUAAUUAGCUUAUACGAUCAUAAGCCAAAAUACUAGGAUGCCUCAGUGGACCUUGUUCCUAGAGUAGUCCGAAGACCUAUUAUGCCACCUUGGGAUGCACAUUGACAAUAUUCUGGUCCAUGCUUGUGAUUCCCACUUCAGCUGCAUAAAACUUAAACACAUGAUGAAGCAUUGUUUCUCUUUCUUUCUUAAUGACCUCAGUCUAUCCCCACAAUCUGUGCAUACUUCCAUCGCCCAUGAAUUUGUUCUGGCUUUCCCUUUGCCCUGUCAAUGUUUCCCUUCAGUAGAUUCUUCCAGCCGUUGAGGCAGAUUCCGACUGCAACCUCUGUCUGAUGCCUGAUCCAUCGUCAUGGCCAAUUCAUCAGCUUGCUUGGCAUGGCUUCGAUGGUAUUUUGAUGCUUCUUGAACAGAACUAAGUUCAGGACAUUGAGUACUGGGCUCGUAUCCAUCAGCACUGAAUCAACUCCUUCCUGGGCGACCAAUAGAUUGAUUGGGGAUGCUGUCCCUAUCAGAAACCUAUUAAGUUCUGGCCCACCCAAUGUUCUCCCGGGCCUUGCCGCAGGGAGAGUAUCUGUUCCUUUCUGUGCUGGUGUUUUGCAUCCUACUUCGUGCCAGAGUGAAAAAUAAAGCAGUGUCACUUAUGCAUUCACAACCCAAGCUUCGUGUUGGAUUGUUUUUUUUUGGGUGUCCUGAUUGAUUUACUCUCAUCCAAAAGCAUGUUCCUACCUGAAAAUAGAUAGAUAGAUAGAGAGAGAGAGAGAGAGAGAGAGAGAGAGAGAGAGAGAGAGAGAGAGUCAAUCGAAAAGAAAUCCUAGCGUGGGCCUAGUUGGCCCCUACUCUAGUUGACCAACUAGCACACUGGUAUGGAACAUUGUAGGCCAAUUGCGUCUACAUUCUAGUGGGCUUACUAAGGGGAAGGAUUAGCAGAGGUUGAAAGUGGUGGUAAAUUUUACAUUUAAUGAGGAUUGGGAGCUAUGCGUAGAGGUUCUGUCUUAUCAUUGGAUGCAGUAAGUUGCCACUUCAGUCAACGUAGUAUAGUAGGAAAGGUUCGGGCAUGCGUCCUCUUAAGAAUUUUACCAAAUGCAUCUUAUCUAGGACGAAGGUGGAGACUUCAUAUUUAAAGUCGGCUUGUACUGUACGCAUUUUUCUCCAUGGUUCUGGUCAUAUUUGGUCAAUUUAUCCGAGUCAUAAUGAGCCGCAUCAUGCAUCUGGGAGAAGCUGGAACUGCAAUCUUGUUUGAUAUAUGAACCUGCAGAGGGCCUCCUAGGGUUUUCUGUCUGAGAGAGUCUGGUGAACGAAGAUUCUACUGGGAUGACGGCGACUGUAAAAAUCAGUCAAACAAGUCAAACCUGAUCUUUCUAAAACCAGGUAGGUGGACGAGGGAAUUCGAUGGUGAUUGGGCCCACCAAUAAUAUGCUCUGUGACCUAAAAAUUUAGCCUGUGGAGGGAAGAUAAUGCGUAGGGGCUCUGGAUGCCACUGAAACGAUGUGGAUGGUGGGAGACAGUGAGGAGCUCUAGUCAGUCUAUAAAACAUGGGUUGAUGCUGGAUGCUGCAUUGGGCAACAUAGAGAUUAAUAAAUAAUUUGUGGGUUCUCAGAAAAUCACUCAAACAAAUUGCAUUGAUUACCCAAAAAAAAAAAAAAAAAAGAAAAAAGGAAGAUUUUUGCGCUUUUAUUCUUGCGCCUCUUCAGCUUUUGGCUGCCCUGAGCGACAUGUUUAGUCCUGAAUGGGAUCUCUAUGCGCUGCUGCAGGAGUUCAACAAGAAGUCCAACUCCCUCUACACGAUCCUCCGCAGCAGCCGCUUCGCCGGAAGCCAACGAGCCCCUUCCCUGAGGCGGUUCCUCUUGCGUCUCAACUUCAACUCCUUCUUCGAGGUAGAAUCCACUUCAGCCCUCUGAUUAUUCGGAUUAAAAAUCCCAUCUUUCGAGCUCCGGAGACGAGUAACGUCAUAUGGGCAGGUGCGAGGGUUGAACGUCAUUCGGACUUGCCCAACCGCGCCGCCUCCCCUCAAGCCGCAGCCGCAGCAGCAGUAGCAAGCAAGCAAGCCAGGCCAUCUCUCUCCUCGUCUCUGGCCCUCACUGUAUAAUGAUGCAUUCUCCUGAAUCAGCCGUGACACGGAAACUUAUGGCCGAGGAGGUCCAUUCAUGGCGUGUCGGCUUCACGGGGGAGGAAGCGUGCACCUUUAGCUGGGCCCGUCUUCUCACUCGGAAAUGAACAGGAGCGCCGGUGCCGAUAGGUCUCGUCAGCGUGCUUCUUCUUCGUUGGGGAUUCCUUGUCAACGUUAACAAACCCCCAGCCCUCCACUGCUGGACCGGCAUGCACAACCGGCGCCUGA
Molecule: messenger RNA, 17343 nt
Organism: Spirodela intermedia
Lineage: Eukaryota; Viridiplantae; Streptophyta; Magnoliopsida; Alismatales; Araceae
Source: the annotation of a GenBank genome assembly